CUGUCGCACUCGGCAUAGCUCCACCGUACGAUCACACGUACGCGCAUCCCAUUCCGGUCCAUCCCCCCUUUCACUGGACUGAACACCCGGCGAACGGUGGGACACGAGAAAAGCAGUCAGCGGCGAUUUGCUCUCAAACGGGACACGGUCUCUAUAUCGCCAAAAAGGGAGUAAGGUCUGCGACCCUGCGAUAAUUGAGCGUCGAGGUGGUGUGAGACCUCCGAUCAGGUUAACCAUGGCAGCUAUGGGACCAGGGGCAGCGGAGGAGGUCUCGUCUUCACAGCCCCCGUCCUGUCCCUCCACAGCCCAGUCAGGGGCUGGCAGGCCCCCCAGGUCGGAGCUCCAGGAGAGUCUGGUGUACAUGCAGUGCUGUGGGCAGGACAGCUCCAGAGGGAUGCCCAGUACCGGCCCAGCGGACAAUCAUCAGGGACCUGUCUUCUUCCCCCAGAGGAGGACAGAGGGGGGCUGGGCCAACCCCCCUGCGCCAAUGCAGACUACAACUCCCAUAAUGCCCAGCUUUCGGAGUCCAGAGUCAGUGGAGAUGGAUGAGAUCAUGGCCGCCAUGGUUCUGACCAGCUUGUCCUGCAGUCCUGUUGUCCAGAGUCUUCCCCAGACAGACCCCACCCAUGGGCCAGCUAGGCCCCCGGGGGACAUGGAGUGCGCCGGCGGCGAACUGUCUGACAGCGGCAGCAGCGGCUACUGGAGCUGGGACCAUGGUAACGUCAGUCCCGCCCCCUCCCCGUCCGUCACAGAGAUGGACAGCAGCCCAGACGAAGGGCUGCACAUGGAGCCAGAGCAGUGGGAGGAGCUAACCGGCAGGAAGUCAAAGGUGGGAACAGUGCAGUGGGAGGAGCUAACCGGCAGGAAGUCAAAGAGCUCCUCCAGAGGGGCCUACAGGUGCUUGUGGCCAGGCUGUGGGAAGGUGCUCACCUCCUCGGUCGGGAUGAAGAGACACGUCAGGGUGCUGCACCUGGGAAGUGGAUCGGAGCACUCGCAGAGAGAGGAAGACUUCUACUACACUAAGUUCUCUAGUGAAGUGUCAGUGGACACUGGCCCAGUACCCCAGACCCCCCACACCCCCUGGGCCUCCUGUGGCUCUCCUCCCUCCUCAGACCUGCAGAUCCCCCCAGAACCCAGACCCAGGUCCAACUCCGGCCCGCUCCAGCCCAGCUCGCUCAGCCGUUCUGCCCCCAGCGGCUUCUGGCAGAUCCACACUGAGCACCUUUAUCAGGCCUGCUCUCCUGUCCAGUUGACGGUGGCCUCCCAGACCCCCGCCUCCCAGUGCUGGACUCCCCCCAUCUCGGUGUGUGGCCAUACAAAUGCUCAGACGGUGCGACCUCGCUGCAGGUCUGUCAGUGUGGGAGAGCAGUGGCUGCAGCAGAACAGCACCACCAGCAGGCUUCAGACCAUGACUUCAUCCCCCUCCCGCGCUCACUGCUCCUUCAGUAGGAAGGGACGGGGAGAGGCCAAGAAAUGCCGUAAGGUUUACGGUGUGGAGCGCAAAGACCAAUGGUGCACUGCCUGUCGCUGGAAAAAAGCAUGCCAGCGCUUCCCUGACUAAGUGUGUUUAUGUGUGUGUGUGUGUGUGUGUGUGUGUGUGUGUGUUUGUGUGUGUGUGAGAGAGAGAAAGUGAAAGAGAGAGGGAGGGCUGAUUGGAAAAGAGGUACUAUAAAAGAAAAGAUACAUCAGGGCUUGAUUCCAUCAAGACAAACAACAGCUACGCUUUCUUCCUUAUUUCAAUCAGUUGUGUUUUUCGUUUUUCACUUCCUUUACCAAGAAAUACGUGGAGUGAUUCUGUGCACCUUGACUUCAGAUGUUUGCAGUGGUGCUAGUUGUUAAGACUGUCAUGUGGUAGACUUGCUCUUUCCCCUCCGUAAAGGACCCGUCCUCUCAACCCUCCACAACCAUGUUGUAGAAGACUCUCUGAACAUCUUCCAACUCUUCCACCCAUGGCAACUACAAUACUUAAUGAAUACUUCUAUAUUGUGUGCUAUGAAUUCCUCAUGAGUAUUUUGUAUCUUUUUUUUUUCUUUCAUUACUUGUUUUUCUUGGUCCACCUAAAGGGGUAGAUGACCUCCUCUUGAUGUUUUUCAGGCACUUUGUUUAAAUGUAUUUGUCAAGAAUAAGCUACUUUCUGUUUGACUCGUAAUCUCUCUAAAAUUCAACCUGUACAUCCUUCUUCCCCUUGUUGGAAACAGUAUUCUGCUCUGGUCUGUAAACUAUCGGUCCUGCUCAUGGGAACUGGCCAUGUUAGGAGAUUGAAUUUGUUAACAGCAUUCUAAUAAAAAAAUAUUUAAAACAUAAAUAAAUCAC
Osmerus eperlanus (European smelt) is the source of this 2313-nucleotide messenger RNA. It is a transcript of the gene znf395b, whose product is annotated as zinc finger protein 395b. Gene Ontology annotation, cellular component: nucleus. The record is from RefSeq and is a predicted model, not a curated record. Bases 236 to 1561 code for a protein of 441 amino acids. The transcript is spliced from 10 exons. Lineage: Eukaryota; Metazoa; Chordata; Actinopteri; Osmeriformes; Osmeridae. Gene Ontology annotation, molecular function: RNA polymerase II cis-regulatory region sequence-specific DNA binding; DNA-binding transcription factor activity. Gene Ontology annotation, biological process: regulation of transcription by RNA polymerase II.